Messenger RNA from Aureobasidium melanogenum CBS 110374, 951 nucleotides. Its product is annotated as WD40 repeat-like protein. Bases 1 to 951 code for a protein of 316 amino acids. Lineage: Eukaryota; Fungi; Ascomycota; Dothideomycetes; Dothideales; Saccotheciaceae. The transcript has 2 exons. Gene Ontology annotation, cellular component: precatalytic spliceosome; catalytic step 2 spliceosome; Prp19 complex. The record is from RefSeq and is a predicted model, not a curated record. Gene Ontology annotation, molecular function: protein binding. Gene Ontology annotation, biological process: mRNA splicing, via spliceosome.
AUGUGCCAGGGUGGUACCCGCAGCAAACAGGACCCUAGCAAUGAAUGGUUCGCUUCUAAAGCUGGUGACAGCACCAUCAAGAUCUGGGAUAUUGCUUCUGGCGUACUCAGGGUCGCACUUACAGGGCAUAUCUCGACCAUCCGAGGGCUGGAUGUGAGCCCACGCCAUCCACUGUUGUUCAGCUGCGGUGAGGAUAAGAAGGUCAAAUGUUGGAAUCUAGAGCAUAAUCAAAGCUUCCGCGAGUAUCAUGGCCAUCUAAGUGGUGUCUAUACACUUGCCCUGUACCCUACGAUCGACGUACUUUGUACGGGUGGUCGCGAUAGAGUUGUGCCUGUCUGGGAUAUACGUACUCGAGGUGCAGUCUGUAUAUUGGAUGGUCAUACUGAGGCUGUGAUCGACGUCAAGUGCCAGGAGGCCGACCCACAAGUCUUGUCCGCAUCUUCGGAUCGAAGCAUACGCGUGUGGGAUCUCAGAGCAGGUAAAGCAACGCAUGUUCUGACGCAUCAUAAGGCAGGUGUAUGUGCUCUAGCUCUUCAUCCCGAAGAGUUCACCUUCGCAUCUGCAUCUAAGGAUAUGAUCAAGAAGUGGAAGUGUCCUGAAAGUGCUCUCAUGCACAAUUAUAGAGGCCAUCAUGGUCUUAUUAACACACUAUCAGUUAACAAAGACAAUGUUAUGUUCUCAGGCGGUGAUGAUGGCCUAUUCACUUCCUGGGAUCGGAAGACUGGCCAAAAAUUCCUGCAACAGAAGAAUAAACCCGAUUCAGGCAGUCUAGAUGCUGAGGCAGGGAUUCUCUGCAGUGCUUUCGAUAGGACAGGAAUGCAACUGAUCAUAGGGUGUGCAGACAAGACUCUCAAGGUCUACAAGGAGGAAAACACCGUUUCGGAGCCACAUCUUUUGGAUCUACAAGACUAUGAUAUCUCUGGCGAGUCUGCAGCUUACUAUACACAAUGA